AGGAACCCGGGCGCCGUUUUCCAGAAGCCACCGGGCCGGAGGCGGUCGCGGAGCUGGGCGGUACGCGUGGGUGGGGGCUGGGCCGGGGGAGGGGAGUGCAGGAACUUUGAAACUCAGCCUCGAGGGCCCGCGGUGACAUUCCUGGCAGCGCCGCGAGCAGGCCAGCCUCUGGCGGCCGGACCGAGGGAGAGCCGCGCAGAGACGCCGCGGGAGGCAGCAGUGUCGCCUUCCCGAGAGAGACCCCUGGCUGGCCGCUGCGGCGCGCGGGAACCAGACGGCGUAAGACUUGUCCUCGGGCAUGGGCCUCUUCUCGCUGGAGCCCUUGCUGCCGCAGCUACUCAGCUUCCAGGGCCUGGCCCUCGCCGCGGCCCUGCUGCUCGGGGUCUUGUGCCUGAGCGCCAGGCGCACCAGGAGACCUGGUGAGCCUCCAUUGAUAAAAGGCUGGCUUCCUUACCUUGGAGAGGCCCUGAACUUCCAAAAGAAUCCUUUAGGUUUCAUGAAAACACUUCAAAAGCAACAUGGUGACACUUUCACUGUUCUCCUUGGGGGAAAGUAUAUAACAUUUAUCCUGGACCCUUUUCAGUACCAGUCAGUGAUAAAAAACCACAAAUUAAGCUUUCGAAUAUUUAGUAAUAAACUCUUAAGGAAAGCAUUUUCCAUCAAAAAGCUGGAAACCAAUGAUGACCUGAACGAUGAACUUCACGUCUGCUAUCAAUUUUUACAAGGGAAAUCUUUGGACAUACUCACAGAAAACAUGAUGCAGAAUUUAAGACAAGUGCUUGAACUCCACCUACUAAAAGCCACAGAUUGGGUCAUGACACCGCUGUUGGCAUUCUGCAACUCAGUGAUGUUUGAGAUCACAUUUACAACCAUAUAUGGAAAAAGUCUUGCUGGUAGUACGAAGAAAUUUACUACUGAGCUAAGAGAUGAUUAUUUAAAAUUUGAUGACAAAUUCCCGUAUUUAGUAUCAGACAUACCCAUAGAGCUUCUAGGAAAUGUCAAGUCUAUUAGAAAUAAACUGAUAAAAAACUUGACAUCAGAACACUUAGCUAAGAUACAAGGAUGGUCAGAAGUUGUUCAAAUGAGGCAAGAUAUCCUGGAGAAAUACUAUACGCUCGAGGACCUUGAAAUAGGAGCACAUCAUUUAGGCUUUCUCUGGGCCUCUGUGACAAACACUAUUCCAACUAUGUUCUGGGCGAUGUAUUACCUCCUACAGCACCCAGAAGCUAUGGCAGUGCUGCGUGACGAAAUUGACCAUUUGCUGCAGUCAACAGGUCAAAAGAAAGGGUCUGGAUUUCCCAUCCACCUCACCAGAGAACAAUUGGACAGCCUGGUCUACCUAGAAAGCACCAUUCUCGAGGUUUUACGACUAUGCUCAUUCUCAAGCAUCUUCCGUUUUGUUCAAGACGAUUUGACUAUACAUUCAGAGCCGCAGGACUACUGUCUGCGAAAGGGGGACUUGGUCGCCAUCUUUCCUCCGGCCUUACACUAUGACCCGGAAAUCUUUGAAGCUCCAGAGGAGUUCAGAUUUAAUCGUUUUGUAGAAGAUGGUAAGAAGAAAACCACCUUUUUCAAAAAAGGAAAAAAACUGAAGUGUUACCUAAUGCCAUUUGGAACUGGAGCCAGCAAAUGUCCAGGCCGAUUUUUGGCAAUUAUUGAAAUAAAGGAAUUGUUGGUUGUACUUUUAACUUAUUUUGAUUUAGAAAUAAUUGAUGAUAAACCUAUAGAAGCAAACUGCAGCCGUUUUCUGUUUGGUAUUCGGCAUCCAGCCUCUGAUGUUUUAUUUAGGUACAAGGUAAAAUCUUAAAGAAGCUGAAAAGAAAGAAAAGAAAUCUAUCAAAACUAACCUAAAUGUCCUUGGCUUAUCAAUUUGUUUUGAAUUUCUGCAAAUGUAAUUGCUUUGUUUGUUUGUUUAAGAAGUGUCAAUUUAUAUUUGAUCUGUGAUCAGUCCAGUCUGCACAAAACCUAUCAUAAAAUAAAAUAGAAUGUCGACAUGAAAAUGGACAUCAAAAUAAGCAUAAUGAUAAACUCAAAAUAGCUUUUUUAUGUUUUUCUACAUACUGUGAUUUUCGCCUGUCAUAGUAAAUGUACCGCAAUAAAUUUGGCACUGUGGGAUUUUUUAAGUCAUUCAUGUUCUUUUCUAAUAUGUAAAACCACACUUUAUGUACAACUGGAAAUUUGUGCUAGAAAUGGACACAGUCUAACAAAUGCAAAAUUCUCAGAGAAGAAGGAAAUUAAAUUUUCAUGAGAUAAACCGGAUGAAAAUGUUCCCUUCAAGUGUAAUAUCAAUAAUAUCUAUAGCGCCUGAGUACGUUUGCAUUAAAUGAGUUUUGCAGUAGAUUAAAUGCUUCAACUUCACUUCAAUAUUUAAUCAUCCAUAAAUGUUCUUUAUCACUUUGUAUACUAUGGCUCAAUGCAACAAAAUUUCUUGUUAUGUAAGACCACUCAUGUUAAGUUAGAUACUGAUAAGAUGUAUAAGAACACACAAAACCUAUUGCAGAUUCAGCCGUUGCCCGAGACAUUAGUAUCAGGUCUGUUGUUAGGAGCAAAUGUUGAAAUCGUUACAUGGUAGUGUUUGGUUUCACUGUCAACUGGAAGGGUUGUAUCAGCAUUGCAAUGAACUCUUUCCUAGAUGCUUCCAUUUAUAUAAACUGAGAAACUCGAUAGCAGGAUUUGUUCUUGACACGUCAUCUUUUGGACUUGGAGCUUAUUUGGAUUGAUUAUGUAAUGCAAUAUAAUUUUAUAUGCCAUAACGCAGCAUUGUGUCCAUGAUUCAAAGCUUUCUCAUUUCAGGGUACCAAGGGAUUAUUGGGCAUCUGGCAUAAAUGAUGAUACUGUGUAUAAUCAGGAAAAGCAGGUAAUAAAAUUCAGUUAAUUUGUAUCGCAUGAUUGGAACUUCUACUAUUUCAGCAUUGUGCUAUUGUUUUUAAAAAGGCGGUUGAGGGGCGCCUGGGUGGCUCAGUCGGUUAAGCGUCCGACUUCAGCUCAGGUCACAAUCUCGCGGUCCGUGAGUUCGAGCCCCGCGUCGGGCUCUGGGCUGAUGGCUCAGAGCCUAGAGCCUGCUUCCGGUUCUGUGUCUCCCUCUCUCUCUGCCCCUCCCCCGUUCAUGCUCUGUCUCUCUCUGUCUCAAAAAUAAAUAAAAAACCUUAAAAAAAUUUUUUUUAAAAAGGCGAUUGAUUUUUAAAAUAACAUUAUAAAGUACAAUACUUAAUAGUAAAUAGAUGUUCUAGCAUUCAUAUUCUCCUUCUUAAAGUACAUGCUCUACACAUUUCUUAGUGAGGUUCUGCUGGUCUAAACUCUGAUUUUUGCUUGAUUGGAAAUGUCUUUUUUGCCCUCAUCCUUAAGAGAUGACUUUGCUAUGCGCACAAGUCUGUUUCCUCACGGCACUCUGAAGAUACUGCAUAGUCUUCAGGCUUCUGUUGCUGCUGUCAAGAGGUUAGCCUUCCGUCAGUUUAAUUAUUCAAAGGGUAGUCUGCCUCUUCUCUCUGAUGGCAUUAACGUGUUCUUUUUGUCUUUGCUGUUCUUGGUCUUUCUGUAUCAUGCUUGCAUGUCACAGUGCCUCUUGAGUCUGAGAAUAUGGGUCUUUUAUCAGGUGGGAAAAAUUCUCAGCCAUAAUGUCAGAAUAAUACCUCUCCCAGAGUCUGUAUUAGAGCAUCCCACUCGAUACUCCAUGUUGUUUGACAUUUUCUCCCCAUGUUUUCUAGCUCUAAUUUAUAUUCUAGGUAAUUGGUAUAGAUCUCACUCUCACGGUGUACCUAAUCUGCUCUUUAACUCAUCCAUGGAGUUUGUUUCUUGCUUCUUAUUUCACCUCAGAGGAUUGAGUAAUCCUACUCCUUAUCCUUCUUAUUCAUGGUACACACUUAUGAUUUGUCCAAGCAAGACCCCUCUGGCCUUAUCUACUUACUCUAUCUUAUUAUCCCUUAUCUUCACCAUUAUACUCCUCCCCAUCAUAAACGUUCUGAUGUGUUUGAUGCUUAUCUUUUUAUUAGUAUGUAUUUUUAUAAAACAUAUUACCUGUGUGCAGGUUAAUUUACAUAAGUGCUUUUUCUAUACAUGAGAUCCUUCUUUUUUUAUUAAGCCCUAUGUUUUUAAAGAUCUAUCCAUAUUACUAUACACACACACACACACAUACAUGCACACACACAGAUACAUACGUAUAUUUAAUAUGUUUCUUCUAACUGCUGUUUAGUAUUCCAUAACAUGCACCCACAGUGUUUUAAUGACCUCUUCACCCCACGAUGGAAAUUGUAUCCAUGGGAAACUUAAUUUGGGGGGGAGGCCAGAGCAGGAGCUCUACCCCCACCUGUCUUCCCACUGCUGUGUGCAGCCAUCCUUCACCCUGGGCUGCCACAGACUCUGUCCCCAACCAUGGUACCACACCACACCAAACACACACACACACACACACACACACACACACACACACACACACAGUUUGUGACUGCCUUCAUUCUCCCCAAGAUGUUCUAGAUUUGUUAUGUUCCAUCCUUAGAUCCUUAUGAUCCUCUCCUUUCUGUGGGUUGAUUUUGAGUCAGGUGCCAGCUGCCAACUUAGCUUUCAGUUUUUCUUCUGAUCCCACUGAGUUUGCUAAGUUCAAUGAUUAAUUUUGUUCUUCCUAUCUGCCUGGUCCUUUUCUAUGUCUUUUUCCUUUGUCAUACAGUCAAUAUCCUCUUUCAUUUCUUUAAGUAUAUUAAGAAACCUAUUUUAUGUUAUGUAUCUGAUAUUUCUAAAUCAUUAGUAUUUUGUGGGUCUGAUUCUGUGUCUGUUAGUUUAACUCUUACUCAGUAUAACUUGUUUAUUGAGCCCGUAUUCCUUGGAAUUUUAUCUCUGGAAAAUUUUUAAGACCUGAGUUUUAAGGUUCAUUCCUUUGGGGAGAAGUUGAGUUUCUUUUGUGUGAGUACUGAUGUUAUUAUCAAACUCAGAUCACUUUAAGUUUUCAGCUUGAGUACUUUGAGAGGAAAUGAGGGAUGGGAAAUAUAUGGGUAAUGUGGGUUAUAACCCUAAAUCAGCUACAAAGCAGUUCUGUGAUAAGGAAUAGACAGGAGAGACUUUCUGCUUUGGGGAUUUUUUUUCUUUUCCCAGAGCCAUCAGCGAGAGAGGCAGAUCUAGUCAGUCUUGCUGUGGAGCGAGGUUUCCUUCUAGUUCACCAACCAAGGAUGUUCCUUUUGCAAGUUUUUGGCUUGGUGCAGCAAUCUUGGAUUUCACACACACUCCCAACUUAGGCCCUAGGUUUUAUCUUCUGCCUGCCACAAAGCGUAGCCCAUUCUUUUUGUAGUAGGAGGACAACUAGUCCACCAUAUUCCCUGAAGGAGAAGCUACCAUAUUCUUCCAUUUGUCUCCGCAGUAUACUCUGUCUUACAGCAGAGAGAGCAUGGGAAAUUAUUCAGUUCUAAUUUCUGCUUAACUCCAAAGUGUGUCCAGGAAUUUAGAAUAGAAAGUAAGGAUAAACAAAAGGGUUGAGAAAAUAUUAUAUAAAAGGAAUGGGCAGUAGAAGCAAAACAGAAUCAUGUCACAGGCUUACAUGUAGGAAUUAAAGAGUGUUUAUGAAUAGGAAAAAAAAUGUCAUGUAGAAAUAAGCUAAAAGACAUGGAUUCUAGCUGUGAUAUGACUAGUUUGUUAUCAUCGACCAGUCAUUUUGCUUCUCAUUGCUUCAGUUCCUUAAUUGCAAAAUAAAAAUAAUAAGGCCUUUUUGAAAUGAGGGUUCAUGAUGAGAAUUAAACAUAGUGAGACGUGUGAAUUUAUUUUGAAAAGUGUAAUGCAAUAUGCAAACAUGAAGUUGUAAAGGAGAUACUUUAACAAGGUUGCACCUUUUAAAAACUGUUCUUAUAUAUUUGUUAAAGGGAAUAUUUUUUUACUCAUCAUAUAGUUCAUUAUUCAAUCAAACAUUUAUUGAGCAUUGCCUCUAUUCUAGACAUGAGGCUGUGCACUGGAUUACCCUUCUUCAAGAACACACAAUUUAUUAGGGAAAACCACACACACAACCAAUUUAUUAUAAGUGUCGUUGGAAGUAAUAAAUUCAUCUCUUUAAAAGGGUUCUAAAAUUCUGAUUUACCACUAGUUCUAACUAAUCUUCCAUCAGUCAUUCCAGAGUCGUAUUCUGUAAUGAGAAAUUACCAUGUGCAUAAUUAUGCACAAUAAAACAUAUACAUCAGGUAUUGUGAUUAUAUGAUAAAAAUAGCAAACCAAACACAGUCAUUGAGGCUCCAGAAUCUUUUUACAAACUAUAUUUUAUAUAUCAUAAAAACUCUUUCUUUUUCAUUUUUACAGCCCCUCCCCUAGUUUCAAAUUAAAGGAAAUGAAUAAUAAUAUUGUUUUAUAUAUCAAUGGCUAACAGUAACGAAGCAUUCAGUUGGCAAAAACUUAAUGCUCUGAAGAUAUUAAGAAAAAAAGCUAUUUACUACUAAAAUAAGGCACACUGCUAAGCAACCCAUGUGGGGACAUCUGUCUGCCUUGUUCUGGCUUUCCUGGAACACUUAAUUAUAUUUUCUCCAUUUUAUCAUUAAGUUUGGGGUCACAAGUCUAAGGUAAAAGAGUUUCUAUACUCAAAAUCUGCAUGAUUACUUCUGUUUAUUUUCUCACAAAAAAAAAAUAAUUUGGGUAACACUUCCUGUAAAUGACUUCUAAUUUAACAGUGGAACCUUAAAACCAAUUUCAAAGAUCAAAGCACAAAAAUUAUUUAAGUUUUGAUCUUAGUAUAAAAUAAUGUCAAUAAUGAUAAAAUAAGAACUCUAUGCCCUUAGAAUAUGCACUGUUCUUAACCUAUUAAAAUCACCCAUAUUGCAAACUAUUAUUUACUUGAACUGCAUUAUUAGGUAUUCAUAUUCACAUACUCAAUUAAGAAAAAGUUAGCAAGCCAAGAUUACAUUCCCUGUAGCAUUAUUUUAAAUUAUAAUGAGUAAUCACAUAAAACUCUCUACUAUUUCUCUAACGCAAUUAUUACUUACUUUGCUUCAUAGUGUUAAUCUAAAUCAGUGAUCAUUGAUGUUUGGGCUUUUUAGCUGAAACCUUUAUUUUGUUUAUAAUACUUUCUUGAGUAAGAUGAAUUUAAUUUGUGAAAAAAACUACUGCACAAUUUUAAAAAGGAGAUAAUUUGGCAAUGCUGAUGUUUAACAAUAUUUUUUAGUCAAAGGGAAGUGCUGUAUGUUAUAAAAAAAACUGUUGUUCUGAAUUGUUCGUUUAAUAUCUUUUGAUUUUAAAAUGGUAUAUAUGUGGAUUUAUGAGGAAGCAAAUCUUAAAAAGGCAUUAGAUUAGAAAUGCAAAUGCUUUGUAAAUCUACUUAGUUAUCUUUUAUUUACAACGAUAAUUCAAUAAAUUAACUUUUAAAAC
Messenger RNA from Leopardus geoffroyi (Geoffroy's cat), 7326 nucleotides. RefSeq names its product cytochrome P450 7B1. Gene Ontology annotation, biological process: cholesterol homeostasis; bile acid biosynthetic process. Bases 299 to 1807 code for a protein of 502 amino acids. Gene Ontology annotation, molecular function: iron ion binding; heme binding; oxidoreductase activity, acting on paired donors, with incorporation or reduction of molecular oxygen. The transcript is spliced from 6 exons. The record is from RefSeq and is a predicted model, not a curated record. Lineage: Eukaryota; Metazoa; Chordata; Mammalia; Carnivora; Felidae.